CCAAAAAGUUUGUAUAUUCCAAAUUUAUCCGCAAUACAGUUAUUAAUUGUUUUGUUCUGUAAUAUUGUGAAAUAAUUUGUGUUUAUUGUUCUAAACGCAAAUUUUCAAUAACAACUUAUUUUGUAUAACAAAAAUGGAAGAACAACCAGAAAAAAAAGAAACCAAACUUACAGCUGCUCAAUUAUCUCGUAUAGAAAGAAAUAGAAUCAAAGCAGAAAGUUUGCGUAAAGGAAAGAUAGUAAGCAAUCCAUAUUCCAUCAAUAAAAAUGACUUAAAUGCUCCUGGAUGUAAAGUUUUCAAAGGUCAGAGCACAAGGUUAAUCGAUAGUGGUGGCGGUUUUCUCAUAGAAGCCCCAUUAUUAGCUAACCAAGCUGCUUCAAGCAAUACACCAGCAGUUAAGCCAUAUGUAGAACCUCCAGUUACUUUCCCUCUCACAUAUACCGAUUGCCUAGAAUGUGGGGACAAAUUUAAUGGUUCUUAUCUUCUCGAUAAUUUUGACCAUGCUGUGUGCGAUAAAUGUCGAGAACCAGAGGAAAAGCAUGCACUCAUUACUAAAACCGAAGCAAAGGCUGAGUAUUUGCUAAAAGAUUGCGAUUUUGAUAGACGAGAACCUGUUUUAAAGUUUAUUAGUAAGAAAAAUGCGCGCUAUACCAAAUGGGGUGAAAUGAAGCUUUAUCUUUUGUUACAGGUUCAAAAAAGAGCUCUUGAAGUGUGGGGCAGCGAAGAUGAGGUGGUCAAACAACAAGAAGAACGUGAUGAAAAACGUUUGGUUACCAAAGUCAAGAGAUACAACAAACAAAUGAAGCAGCUACGAAUGGAAGUCAGGAGUAGUCUGUACACAAAGAAACUUAAAGCCGCACAUGUCCAUGAAUUUGGUCCUGAAAAUUACAACGAAGAAGAGGAUACUUAUUCUCAUUCGUGUGUGAGUUGUGAGUACUCAGAGUCCUAUGAGAAAAUGUAAAUGAAUCAAUUAAAA
Molecule: messenger RNA, 976 nt
Organism: Episyrphus balteatus (marmalade hoverfly)
Lineage: Eukaryota; Metazoa; Arthropoda; Insecta; Diptera; Syrphidae
Gene: Xpac
Product: DNA repair protein complementing XP-A cells homolog
Exons: 3
Coding region: 134-961 (275 amino acids)
Biological process (GO): nucleotide-excision repair involved in interstrand cross-link repair; nucleotide-excision repair, DNA damage recognition; base-excision repair
Cellular component (GO): nucleotide-excision repair factor 1 complex
Molecular function (GO): damaged DNA binding
Source: RefSeq, a predicted model, not a curated record